ACAGUAUACCUUGAUCAAUUCUAAACCUCAUGCUCACCAGUGAAUCAUAUUAGGGUUUUGUAUUCUACCACAACUCAAAUCCCUAUAAAUUCAUUCGUUACUCACUCGCUCUAAAAAGCAGCACAGCACAAACAAUAUUGGGAAUGGAGACCACCAGAAAAAUAGCCCUCCUGAUGAUUUUUGUGUUUUUCAUUUCAAGUGCUAACGCUAUUUUUGAUCCGGAUUGUAACUGUGAAAAACCCCCUCAUGUUAAACCUCCUCCUCAUCAUGUCAAACCCCCUCAUGUUAAACCUCCAGUAGUAAAACCACCUAUAAUCAAACCGCCUGUCACUCCUCCCCCAGCUGUCAAGCCACCUGUCACAGUUCCUCCUCCCGUGAAACCACCAGGAACUAUUCCACCAAUAGUCAAGCCUCCGGCCCUUCCACCUGUUGUCAAGCCUCCAGUCACUCCACCUCCAACCCUUCCACCUUUUGUCAAGCCUCCGGUCAUUCUUCCUCCAAUUGUCAAGCCUCCGGUCAUUCUUCCUCCAAUUGUCAAGCCUCCAAUUGUCAAGCCUCCGGUCAUUCUUCCUCCAAUUGUCAAGCCUCCGGUCACUCUUCCUCCGACCCUUCCACCUAUUGUCAAGCCUCCGGUCACUCUUCCUCCAACCCUUCCACCUAUUGUCAAGCCUCCUGUAACUCUUCCACCCCUAAAACCACCUGUCACUCUUCCCCCCAUCAUCAAGCCACCAGGAACCCUACCACCUAGUGUUAACCCUCCUAUCACCCCUCCUGUCGUGAAGCCUCCCGUUACUCUUCCACCAGUAGCUCUUCCACCCACUAUUAAACCGCCACUUCUACCCCCCGUAACUCUCCCACCAGUAGCUCUUCCACCCACUAUCAAACCACCGGUUCUAUCCCCCGUAACUCCACCACCAGCCGCUCUUCCUCCAGUUGUCAUGCCGCCAGUGGCCAUUCCUCCUGUGACCGUUCCUCCAGUGCUUCCACCAGGCAUCAUGCCACCAGUACUUCCUCCUAUGAUGGAACCGCCAUCUCCUGGGAAUCCUAUAUCAUGCCCGCCACCAUCGAUGUCACCUUCACCAUCCCCAAGCACAGCCAUGUGCCCAAUCGAUACCCUAAAACUGGGUGCAUGCGUUGAUCUUCUAGGCGGGUUGGUGCAUAUUGGCCUCGGUGAUCCCACCGCAAAUCAAUGCUGCCCAAUCAUUGGUGGAUUGGCAGAGCUGGAAGCAGCCGUGUGCUUGUGUGAUACAUUGAAACUCAAGCUUCUCAGUCUAAAUAUAUAUGUUCCCCUCGCUCUGCAGCUCCUCGUCACUUGCGGGAAACCACCUCCUUCUGAUUUCACAUGUGCUCUCUAGACAAUCAAGUACGCUACGAAUAAUUUAUCUAUAUAUACAUAUUAAGUGAUGGAUCAUUCUUUCAUUUAUUAUGUAUGAUAUAUUUUCUGCAGCUGCCCUCUACGGAAGACAAGUGAUGGGUGCUUUGCAUGCAUGCAUAGAUGUAUCUGAUAUCAACUCUUGUAAUUUCCCCUCGUCUCUCAUUAAUAAUGAUUCUAUUUAAAUGUGAUCGUGUAGUUUUUAUUUUUUUCAA
Daucus carota subsp. sativus is the source of this 1587-nucleotide messenger RNA. Its product is annotated as repetitive proline-rich cell wall protein. The record is from RefSeq and is a predicted model, not a curated record. Bases 144 to 1355 code for a protein of 403 amino acids. NCBI's taxonomy places the organism in Eukaryota, Viridiplantae, Streptophyta, Magnoliopsida, Apiales, Apiaceae. The transcript has a single exon.